AUGGAGGCUGACGCCAAACACGACUUCCAAGCAAGUGCCGCGGAUGAGCUUCCUUUCUGUAAAAACACGGUUCUAAAGAUCCUGAAUGUCGAGGACGACCCGAACUGGUACUUGGCGGAACAGGACGGCCGGACGGGUCUGGUGCCCUGCAACUACAUCUCCUUCCGCCCGAACCCCUGGUACAUGCAGGCCUGCAGACGAAACACCGCCGAGGAGUGCCUCCUGGAAACGGAUCCUCGCACCGGCGCUCCCGUCCAGCCCGACGGCGCCUUCCUCGUCCGACGUUCCGAGUCCAACGGACCUGGCUACAGUCUAUCCGUCAAAGACGGCCAGAAGGUGCUUCACUUCAAAGUGCUGCAGGACGAGUUCGGGAAGUACUUCGUGUGGCUGCGAAAAUUCGACUCCGUCAAUCAGCUCAUCGACUACCACCGACGGACCAGCAUUUCCCGCGACCGUCUGCUCCUUCUUGUCGACAGGCAGCCCUCCAAGCUGCUUAGCCUGGGAGGAGGCGACCAGCAAUCGCACAUGGUCCAGCGAGUAAUCGCGCGCUUCGACUUCACCGCCUCGGAAUCAGAGGAGCUGUCCUUCCACCGAGGCGACGUGAUUGAGGUGCUAGGACAGGAGGACGAGAAUUGGUGGCGCGGACGCAUCUCCAGCACGGGCGCCACUGGUCUCUUCCCCGCCAACUACGUCGACACGCUGCCGCCUAUCAUGCCAAACGCCGGCCAUCGCCCGGUCAAUUAA
Mesocestoides corti is the source of this 744-nucleotide messenger RNA. The record is from the annotation of a GenBank genome assembly. Lineage: Eukaryota; Metazoa; Platyhelminthes; Cestoda; Cyclophyllidea; Mesocestoididae.